UGUUGGAUUGAAGGGAAGCAGCUGCCAAGUCUUAAGGGAAGAAAAUUUCAUAGGUAUUGAAAAAUGGGAAGGUCUCCUUGUUGUGAUGAAAGUGGCCUUAAGAAAGGUCCUUGGACCCCUGAAGAAGAUCAAAAACUUGUCAAAUAUAUCCAAGCAAAUGGCCACGGUAGCUGGAGAGCCCUUCCCAAGCUUGCUGGCCUUAACAGAUGUGGGAAGAGUUGCAGGCUUAGAUGGACAAAUUAUUUGCGGCCUGAUAUUAAGAGAGGGAAAUUUUCCCAGGAAGAAGAACAAACAAUUCUCAAUCUCCAUUCCAUCCUUGGAAACAAAUGGUCAGCAAUUGCCAGCCACUUACCGGGGCGAACGGAUAAUGAAAUAAAAAACUUUUGGAACACCCAUUUGAAGAAAAAGCUCAUCCAAAUGGGAAUUGAUCCGAUGACUCAUAGGCCUCGUACUGAUAUCUUCUCAAGCUUGCCUCAUCUGAUAGCUUUGGCCAACCUAAAAGAGCUUAUGGAUCAGCACCCAUGGGAGGAACAGGCUGCAAGGCUACAAGCAGAUGCUGUUCAAAUGGCUAAGCUGCAAUGCUUGCAAUAUCUUCUCCAAACCCCUGCUUCCAUUUCAUCUGGCUCUAACAUCAACAUGCACAAUACUUUCUCUGAUAUGGAGACCAUUAAUCUUUCAAACUCUCUUUCUCCAAUCAAGGAUAACUCAGUUUUAAGUUCACCCCAGCUUGAUAUAGCAGCUGCUUCUCUUCAGGGUUCCAAUGAUUCAAUUCCUUUCCCUCGUUUACCAGACCUACAAAUCCCAUGUGAAUAUCGAACAUCUACAAGCAAUGAAACGGCUCAAGCUCAAAACUACACAGCGUUGAGCCAACGAGAGAAUACAUGCAAUUCACCAUGGCUCACUAAUUCAUCUGCAGCUCCUUCACCUUCUGUGAUUCCAUCUGUAACAGAGACUUUGAUCAACAAUUUGGGGGAUACUUCCUGUUCUUCAAGCUAUGAAGGAGCUGCUCCUUCAGUUUGGCCUGAUGAUCACCUACUCUUUGAAGACCCUUUGUUUCAUGAGCUUUCCUAG
Durio zibethinus is the source of this 1071-nucleotide messenger RNA. Its product is annotated as transcription factor MYB53-like. The record is from RefSeq and is a predicted model, not a curated record. NCBI's taxonomy places the organism in Eukaryota, Viridiplantae, Streptophyta, Magnoliopsida, Malvales, Malvaceae.